CAGCGGUUAACGUACCUUCCAGCGAACACCAUGGCUUUCAAGGCCGUCAUCGUCUCUUCCUUCAUAACAAGCCUUGCGCAAGGACACAUCUUCUCGAGCUGGGACAGCCGGACCGAUACAAGCAUCAAGGAGGUCGUGGAGAUUCCCCCCUCCGGCGGCAGCCGCCCUGUAGGAGCUUUUGGGGUGGCAACAGGCGAAUACCCUGCCACAACCCAAGUGGAUUUUAAGGCGGACGCAACCCUAGCGGGGGGUAUGUAUGUGAAAGGCUUCGCCCUCUCCCAAGCCAAAUAUGCAGAGUUUCGAACUGCCUGCUCCCAAGAAGGCGACAAGCUGGUUUCCGUUUACGAAUGGGGUUAUGGCGCCUGCGACAAUUUCAUGGGUUCUUUGAAAGAGGCAACUGACCCGGCGACCACUUUCUUCGUGGGGCAAGUGACGCCCAAACAGGACGGGACAGGCUCGACCGUCAAGGCCGCGUUCCAGCUCCUGGAUGGCGGCGAGGGCCUGUACGUGGUGUUCGAGAACUUGAUGGGCGGGCCCGUCACUUUCUCCAACGCCGAAUUUUCGAUCGCAGGCGUCGCAGAGCCGGUCCAAGCCGGGGAAGAUCUGGUUUUCCCCCCUGCCACUGUCCACAUGUCCGCCGCUGUCGUACCCUUGGCCGACGAGGUUCCCACCGAGAAAACCACCGUCACCUUUCGCGCCAAAAAUACGGACGGGGGAAAGCAAACGGCGCUGAUGCUGGUGAACAAGGAGCAGAUGGAGCCAGAGCGCCUUGGCUGCACCUUCGGUUUCUAUUUCGGGUGGUUCAAGAAGCAUGCUCCCGGGCAGAACGUCUGCAAGGGGGCCGAUUUUACCUACACGAUCGACGGCGACAUCUUAACCUUGAAAGGAGUCAUCAAGGCCGUGACGCCAGAAACAGCUCCGCAGCUCCUAGCGGGGGACAUUCCCGUAGAUCCCACCUCCACCCUCUUCCAGGGUGACGGCGACUACGCCUUCGACGCAGAGGUACACGGGGCCGAUAGCAUGUUCGUCGUCAUUCCCAACCGCCGGGACACGCCCGUGACGGUCGAGGGCUUGACGGUGAAAUACCAGGCCGCGAACCUUGUCGGCCAUUUGGCGAAGGAGUCCCAGAAGAUCCUGGAUAACGGUCCCGCCACUGGCGUGGCGAUUGCGGUCUUGGUGGGCGUCUUGGCCCUGAUGAUGGCCGCGUAUUGUGCGGGAAAACGGAGGGCAAAGGCGACGGCGGAGAAGACGGCGGAGAAAGUGGAGGGGAAGCCGCAGGGUAACGCACUUGUCUAGAUAGGGGGGAUCACCUCAAUGGGAUAAGGAUAAAACAGUGCCUACAUUGAAAAGAGCGGGUGGGAGGGGGACUGAAAGGACCGGGGGGGCAAUGGGAUGAGGGGAACUGUCGUACUUACAAAGAAAAGAGGGAUUUCUAAUUCUCGAUUGAAAAUUUCAUCGCAUACGAUUUCAAGUCAUCAAAGAAGAAAAGCCUCUUGUAACGGACGACGAGGUAGGAGUGAGGCAGACCUUAAUUUGCAAGUGUAAGGGGAAAUCAAAAAGGGGGAAAGUCUGAAAGCAAACCAUCCAUAAAUUGGCGCAAAAUUGCGUCGGCUGGUCGGUGAACGCAACGGAAGUCAAAGGAAAGCAUAUAGAAAGGACAGGGGUCUGUCGAGGAUUUUGACCAAGCCGUGAAAAAAAUCUUAAAAGGGCUCUGGA
Nannochloropsis gaditana CCMP526 is the source of this 1716-nucleotide messenger RNA. RefSeq lists its product as uncharacterized. The record is from RefSeq and is a predicted model, not a curated record. The transcript is spliced from 3 exons. Bases 31 to 1296 code for a protein of 421 amino acids.